Nymphaea colorata (pocket water lily) is the source of this 2201-nucleotide messenger RNA. RefSeq names its product protein KINESIN LIGHT CHAIN-RELATED 1-like. Bases 141 to 1988 code for a protein of 615 amino acids. The transcript has 2 exons. The record is from RefSeq and is a predicted model, not a curated record. Gene Ontology annotation, molecular function: protein binding. NCBI's taxonomy places the organism in Eukaryota, Viridiplantae, Streptophyta, Magnoliopsida, Nymphaeales, Nymphaeaceae.
GUGGAUCAGUCUGGGCUGGUGAGCGCUCUCUCUCUCUCUCUCUCUGUUCCUCUCUCUGUCUCUAUCUCACAGUUGAACUGUGCUGUAGGAGCGUUGGUGGGGGAAGGAGAAGUAAAACGGAAAAGGGCAAAACGGAAGCGAUGCCGGGCCUUGUCCUCCCUGAAGAUCCACCGGCAGCGGCGCCGCCGCCACCCGCUCCGUCCUCGACUCACGGUGAUGGCGACGGAGAACUAGAAGGGGCGAAGCAGGACAGGAAGCAACAGCAGGUGAGGCCCUCUACUCCUAAGAGGUCUCCAAUUCCCAGGCGAUCCCUUUCUCCUUCCUCGGCUACGCCUAGAAGGAAGUCGUCCCCUCGUGACUCCGGCGGCCGGAAGACGUCCCCCUCGCCGGAACCGACGUCCGCCGUGAACGAUGUGGCUUUGGACAACCCCGAUCUGGGGCCUUUCCUCCUGAAGCUCGCCAGAGACCUAGCCGCGGACAACCCCCGGAAGGCGCUGGACUACGCCGUGCGGGCGGCCAAAUCCUUCGAGCUGACCUCCUCCGGCUCGGACGUUCCAAACCUUGACCUCGUUAUGUGUUUGCACGUAGCCGCAGCCAUAAAUUCCGUCCUCGGCCGCUAUGAUGACGCGGUCGAGGCACUCGAGCGCUCGGUUCAGAUCCCGGUGCCAGAUCUCGGCCCGAAGAACGCUCUUGCUGCCUUCUCCGGGUAUAUGCAGCUAGGCGACACAUUGGCGAUGCUCGGGCGGACUGAUCGCUCGCUUGAUUCCUACGUCCAUGCCCUCCGCAUUCAGAAGCAGGCACUCGGUGAGACCGAUCCUAGAGUCGCCGAGACCUGCCGGUAUAUCGCCGAGGCGUACGUUCAGGCUAUGAGGUUUCCGGAGGCUGAAGAACUAUGCCGGCAGGCCUUGGCCGUCCACCGCGAGCGGGACGCCGGGUCCUUGGAGGAGGCGGCUGACCGCCGCCUGAUGGCGCUGAUCUGCGACGCUCGUGGUGACUACGAGUCCGCACUCGAGAAUCUGGUGCUCGCCGGCAUGGCGUUUUCUUCGGAAGGCGGCCGCGAGUCUGACAUCGCCGGAAUCGAUCGAUCCAUUGGCGACACCUACUUCUCUCUCGGCCGCUACGACGAGGCGGUGUUCGCGUACCAGAAAGCGCUCACGGUUUUCAAGUCGUCAGUCGGGGACAACCACCCGGCGGUCGCGGCAAUCUACGUCCGCCUUGCCCACCUCUAUCACCGGACGGGCAAGCUGAGGGAGUCCAAAUCUUACUGUGAGAGUGCUCUGAGGAUCUACACGUCGAAGCAAGUGCAGUUCGAGGACUGUGAGGAGCUCGCGAGCGGGCUCGCAGAGGUGUCCGCUGUCUACGAGGCGAUGAGCGAGCAUGAAGAAGCGUUGAAGGUGUUGCAAAAGGCAGCAAAGUUGCUGGACGGAGGUCCAGGGCAGCGAAGCACCGUCGCUGGGUUGGAGGCUCAGAUGGGUGUGAUGAAUUAUAUCCUUGGAAGGUCCGGAGAGGCGUACGAGUGCUUCAAGGGGGCCGUGGAGAAGCUGAGAGAAGGUGGGGGAGAGCAGAGGUCUGUAUUGUUUGGGAUGGUGCUGAACCAGAUGGGUCUGGUCUGCAUACAGCUGUUCGCAAUCGAGGAGGCGGCAAAGUUGUUUGAAGAAGCAAAGGGCAUCCUGGAGAAGGAAUGCGGGCCAUGUCAUCCUGAUACACUUGGCGUGUGUAGUAAUCUUGCUGCUGCUUAUGAUGCAAUGGGAAGGGUUGAAGAUGCCAUUGAGAUUCUGGAGUUCGUCCUUGGGGUGAGGGAAGAGAAAUUGGGAACUGCUGACCCUGAUGUCGAUGAUGAGAAGAGAAGAUUAACUGAGCUGUUGAAAGAAGCAGGAAAGGCGAGGAACAGAAAGGCAAAAUCCCUUGAGAAUCUCAUUGAUUCUAAAUCACAAAGGUCGAAGAAAGAAGGAACCAAGAGGUGGCCAAGCUUUGGCUUCAGAAGUUGAUAAUUUUGCAUCCUAGGUGUUUGUGUAACAUAAAAUAUGUAAAGGUCGAAUGGAAAAUUCAGUUUGUUUUAUCUCUUCACGAAUUCCUUGCUUCUGUUUACCAAUUUUAUUUCUGGUGUAACUUUUGAUUUGUUGUCUGAUAUUUGAGGUUCCUUUUCCCCAUGUCCAAAUUUUUUCUCUUGUUAAUAAAAAGAGUUUGUCUUCCCUUGCUAA